Messenger RNA from Rhodotorula graminis WP1, 1087 nucleotides. RefSeq lists its product as uncharacterized. The transcript is spliced from 7 exons. The record is from RefSeq and is a predicted model, not a curated record. Gene Ontology annotation, cellular component: Golgi apparatus; endosome; trans-Golgi network. Gene Ontology annotation, molecular function: antiporter activity. NCBI's taxonomy places the organism in Eukaryota, Fungi, Basidiomycota, Microbotryomycetes, Sporidiobolales, Sporidiobolaceae. Bases 1 to 939 code for a protein of 312 amino acids.
AUGCCCGCCCGCGAGGGCGUCGACGCCGACCUGCCUGCGUGGAAGAGGCUGCCCGCAUGGUUCUACAUUGUCGCGUGGAUCGCCACCUCGUCGGCCGUCAUUCUGCAGAACAAGUACAUCCUGUCCGACCUCGGCUUCAAGCACCCGGUCGCCCUCACGACGAUCCACCUCUUGUUCCAGACGGUCGCGACGCGCCUGCUCCGGCGUUACACCAACAUGGUCGACAAGGCCAAGGAGCUCGAGGCGACGGGCGUCAUGAACCUCGAGGCGUUCUUGCGCAAGAUUGUGCCAGUCGGGUUCCUCUUUUCGGCGUCGCUCGUCCUGAGCAACUGGGUCUACCUGCGUCUCUCUGUCUCGUUCAUCCAGAUGAUCAAGGCUUUCACUCCCGUCUCGGUGCUCCUCGUCUCGGCAGCGUUCGGCCUCAAAGAGCUCACGCGCAAGAUCCUGUUCAUCGUCUCGCUCAUCUCGUUCGGCGUCGCCCUCGCGAGCUACGGCGAGCUCGACUUUGAGAUCUGGGGCUUCCUGGUGCAGGCCCUCGCCAUCUGCAUCGAGUCGUGCAGGCUCGUCCUCGUGCAGAAGCUCCUCCAGGGGUUCGGCCUCGACCCGAUCGCGUCGCUGUACUACAUGGCGCCUGUGUGCCUCGCCAUCAACGCCGUCAUCCUCUUGCCCGUCGAGGGCUUCCAGGUGUUCGAGGACGCCGUCACCCUCGUCGGCAUCCCCUACCUCUUUUUCAACGCCUGCCUCACGUUUGCGCUCAACCUUGCCUCGGUAUCUCUUAUCGGCAAGGCGUCAGGCCUCGUCCUCACCCUCGCCGGCGUGCUCAAGGACAUCCUCCUCAUCGCGGGCUCGUGGGGCAUCCUCGGGUCGACCAUCACGGGCACGCAGAUCCUUGGCUACGCCAUUGCUCUGAGCGCGCUCGUCUGGUUCAAGCAGCAGUAGACGCUGCGUCUCUCUAUACGUCUCUUCUCUACGGCGCCUCUUCUCCUGCGGUACGGCGCGGCGCGAUUCCGGCGAGGGCUCGAGGCCGGCGUCGAGCGGGCUUUGUCUCGAGGGUCGCGAGCUGCAUCGACGCCGACAUUCUUCUUUC